AUGAAGGCGAUGGACCCCUUCAACGAGGUGGUGGAGCCAGGCGGGGUGCUGGUGUGCCGAAGGCUCAGCAGGGGCUGCCUGGACCUCACCCUGGACCUGCCCGAGCUCCGGCAGUGGCGGAGGGACAGCCUCCACGUCGAGGUGCGCAUGGUGAGGCCUGGCAAGAGCAUGGACCUCCAUGCGUGGCCUCGGCGGCUGGAGGUCUGCGUCAACGGCACGCUCGCCUUCGGCAUCGCGCCGCCCGAGGAGGGCCACAAGAGGCGGGACGUCCCCGAGGACGUCUCCGUGGCCCUGCGGCCCGGGGAGAACCGCGUCAGCGUCCAGGCCGAGGACGACGCGGUGGAGGACUACGUUCUCGCGGUGCUGCUGACCGCGCCGCGUGCGGACGCCGACCUCGCCCGGCGGGUCGGCGAGGUGCCGCUGGACGCCGCCCGCGACCGGGCGGUGGCGCUGCUCGGCGGCCCGACGCCUGGGGAGGAGGUCGAGUGCAUGACCUCGGCGACUCUGAAGCUCACCUGCCCCAUCACGAUGGGGAGGGUCGUGGGGCCGGUGCGCGGCAAGGCGUGCCGGCACGUCCAGUGCUUCGGGCUGGACGCGUACCUGGCCAUCAACCGGCAGAUGCAGGCCUUCAACAGUCGCUGGUGUUGCCCCGUCUGUGCGCGCGUGCUCCGCCCAGUGGACUUGUGUGGCGACCCCUACGUGGCGAGCAUCGCCGCCAAGGCGCCGCGCGACGUGACUGAUGUGGAAGUGGGGCGCGACGGCGGUUGGAGCCUCCCCGUAGCCGCACCGGCUCGAGGCCACCGCCACCGAUUGUUCAGGAUGGCCACGGAGGCGAAGAGGGACGCCGAGGGAAGCGUACUUGGGCCUGCCCGCGACUUGACGCCGGAGAAGGGCGGUGAUGUUCUGGAUUUGACGCCGGAGACCGGCGACGUCAUGGAAUUGGACGACAAGCCCCCGGAGGGCGGCUCGCCUGGCGCCAGAGCGGCGCGGGCGGCCCCGCUCGGCAACUCGCUCGUCUCGCCGCGGUCCGCGGGCGCGCCGCGCGCCGUGGCGGGGUCUCCAGGCGAGGACCCGCUGGAGGAGUCGUCCCAGGAGCUCCUCGUGCCGGCCGCGCCGUCCGCGUGCGCCCUGCUGCAGGAGGCCUGCGCGGAUUCCGCGGCAGCCCUCGGCGAGGAGUCCUCCCAGGAGGUGAUCACCGCGGCGGCGCCGACCGCAGCGGCUCAGCAGCGACAUGGACCCCUUGAUUAG
Molecule: messenger RNA, 1248 nt
Organism: Prorocentrum cordatum
Lineage: Eukaryota; Dinophyceae; Prorocentrales; Prorocentraceae
Source: the annotation of a GenBank genome assembly